AUGAGACCACGUGGCGUAGCCCUGCGCUCAUUCUCCACCUCAAAUGUCGCCCGCGCACAUACGUCGAACAUCGGAAAACAGCCCAUCAAGUUCCCGCCCACCGUCUCACUCACCCCUUCUCCAAACGGUACUUCCCUCCAUGUCCAAGGCCCGUUGGGCAGCACUUCCGUCCCUCUCACUCCUUACAUGUCCAUCGAGUUUCCUUCCCCGGAUGUCCUUGCGCUAGGCGUCGAGAACGCAGAGGAGAAGAAACAGCGCUCAAUGUGGGGGCUCACGCGCACGCUCAUCAACAACGCGGUCAUCGGCAUGACGGAGGGCUUCUCCGUCCCCUUAUACCUCGUCGGCGUCGGUUACCGCGCUACUCUCGAGGAAGACCCAAGAGGAAAGGAGGAUGGCAGGAGCGGAAUGCGGCUGAACAUGAAGCUGGGGUACAGUCACUCGGUCUUUGUCCCGGUGCCUGCUCACAUCAAGGCGGAGGUUCCGUACGCGACGAAGAUCCUGCUCAGCUGCACGGACAAGCAUCUGUUGGGCUUGUUUGCCGCACAGGUGCGGAAAUGGCGACCACCAGAGCCGUACAAGGGCAAGGGUAUCUUUGUCGGAGACGAGACGAUUAGAAUCAAAGCUGUCAAAAAGAAGUAA
Molecule: messenger RNA, 639 nt
Organism: Heterobasidion irregulare TC 32-1
Lineage: Eukaryota; Fungi; Basidiomycota; Agaricomycetes; Russulales; Bondarzewiaceae
Exons: 3
Coding region: 1-639 (212 amino acids)
Biological process (GO): translation
Cellular component (GO): mitochondrial large ribosomal subunit; ribosome
Molecular function (GO): structural constituent of ribosome; rRNA binding
Source: RefSeq, a predicted model, not a curated record